Messenger RNA from Trichechus manatus latirostris (Florida manatee), 2287 nucleotides. It is a transcript of the gene RAB15, whose product is annotated as RAB15, member RAS oncogene family. The coding region runs from base 1331 to 1831 and encodes 166 amino acids. Gene Ontology annotation, molecular function: GTP binding; GTPase activity. The transcript has 6 exons. The record is from RefSeq and is a predicted model, not a curated record. NCBI's taxonomy places the organism in Eukaryota, Metazoa, Chordata, Mammalia, Sirenia, Trichechidae.
GUGUGGUCCAGAACUCUUUAUCGUAUUCUCAUCUGAAAACCGUCUCCAGGGAGUACACGAAGCUUAAUUGAUCUACCAGACAUAGUUCUUGAAUCACUGGGCACUGUGCCUGGGCAUAGUUAGGGCUGGAGAGAGGGGUGAUGAUAAAAACAUCUCCCCUCAUGUCUCUGCCAUCACUCAGAUUCAAGCCCAAUCCCAGCUCCUGUGUCCUGCUGGUGGUGCUGACUUCCCUUGCUGCAAAUUCUCCUAAAUAUGUUUCUGCCCUGGGCUGGUUUGCUAAAUUCCUUAUAUUUCCUGUGUCCUGUGACAGCUUAAUCCUUAAGCCCCUGGGAAGAUGAGCCUGAGAACCCUGGUUGUGCUUCACCAAUGACACGCCAUGCCCCUGCCUCUUCAUCUAGUCAUAGGUAGUCACUCACUGAGUGCUCACCAUGUACUGGGCACUGUACUAGGUUACAGUGAGAGUGGCAGUUGAUUGAAUACCUACCAUGUGCCAGGCACCAUAUCUCAAUUUGUCUUUGCAGCAACCCUCUGAAAUGACUGGUAAUAUCCCCAUUUUACUGAUGAGGAGAUGGAGGCGCAGAGAAGCAAAGUGCCCAAAGUCAUAGCUAGAGUUAAGUGGCUAGCGUCAGGAUUCAAGCUCAGGCCUGUCUUCAAAGCCCCUUCUCCUUCUAUUAAACAAUGCCUCCUGUGGUAGACAGGUGUUAGUCAACAACAGAGAUCCACGGAGGACUUCUCCUUGGCCGGCUUCUGCUAGGUUCUGGGGUCUUCAUACAUACCAUGGUGAGGUAAGGGUUGAAACAGUCCUCUGUCUCUCUAGGCUCUGAAUACUUCCCCACAUUCGCAACAGUGCUGUAACCUUUCCUGAUCACUAAUAAGGCAGAGAGAGAGAAAACCCUAGAAAAUGAGGUAGCUUGCUAUUCCUAGGGAUAAGAAUUCCAGGGUGGAUAAACAUAGAAGUACAGUAUAAAUAGGAAGACUUCAUACGUGAGUAGAGUGAGACACGUUUUGGGGCUGUCGAUUGAUGCAGUGAUGAAGUAAAUUCCCCCAAUUCAAUCUGCCUCCCCAGAGCCCUUUCUUGCUGGUAAUUUUCAGUUCACUGAGGAAAGCAAACCCCAUUCAAAGCUCCAGACACUUCCUUGGGGUUACUUUUUGGUUAAAGAAGUCUCUUACCUUAUGCCAUCUCUGUGCCAAUUAAAUCAGUGGGAAAUCUCCUCAAGUGUGAGCACCCUGGGCCUUUACUGUGUAGUUCUCUGUGAAGUUCUGAACUUCACAGUUCAGUUCUCACCCUGCCUGUCUUGCUUUCUCCCUUUCCUCAGGAGUUGACUUUAAGAUGAAGACCAUAGAGGUAGAUGGCAUCAAAGUGCGGAUACAGAUCUGGGACACAGCGGGGCAGGAGAGGUAUCAGACCAUCACAAAGCAGUACUAUCGACGGGCCCAGGGAAUAUUUUUAGUCUACGACAUUAGCAGCGAGCGCUCUUACCAGCACAUCAUGAAGUGGGUCAGUGAUGUGGAUGAGUAUGCACCAGAAGGCGUCCAGAAGAUCCUCAUAGGGAAUAAGGCCGAUGAAGAGCAGAAACGGCAGGUGGGAAGAGAGCAAGGGCAGCAGCUGGCUAAGGAGUAUGGCAUGGACUUCUAUGAAACAAGUGCCUGCACCAACCUCAACAUUAAAGAGUCUUUCACGCGUCUGACGGAGCUGGUGCUGCAAGCCCACAGGAAGGAGCUGGAUGGUCUCCGGACACAUGCCAGCAAUGAGUUGGCACUGGCAGAGCUGGAGGAGGAUGAGGGCAAACCUGAGGGCCCAGCAGACUCUCCAAAAACCUGCUGGUGCUGAGGGUCCUUUGUGGGGUACCCGACUCAAUACCCGCCUCCCCUCAGGAGGACUGUGGGCAGAUGGGAGCCUGGGCUUUGCCCCACUGCUGUCCUCUCAUUUGGAUGACCCUGUUGAAUAUCAGUAGCUGUUACUCCCACCUGCCUGGCCCUGACAGCAUGGCUGCUGUCAACUCUGAGCAGCCUUGCCCCCAGCCCUCUCCUUGGAGUGGUGUCCUUCAGCCUGUUUCCCCAGCCACAAGCCUGCUAUGACCCCUAAGUGCUGCGAGCAUGGUCUCACUGCCCCGGGCUUCCCAGACGAUGGCCAAGUCUGGAGUCAAGGCCACUUGGAGGCUCCUUCUUUCUCAGUGGAUUUUGUCUCCUCUCUGCUUUUUCUCUCUUCUUCCCCCUUUUUGUUCUUUGUCUCCUUCCUCUCCAGUGUGUUUUGUAUCAAAGCCCCUCAUAGCCUUUUCCCCCUGUG